AUGCUUUCAAUACCAGAAAUUGCACAUGACUUAACUUGGCAUGCACAAGGUCAGGUCAAUAAUGGGAAGCUUACUCAUCCUAGCGAUAUCCCUUCUUGGAAGCUUGUUGAUAACACAUGGAAAGAAUUCAGACAAGAAAAAAGAAAUCUUAGAUUAGCUUUGUCUACUGAUGAUAUCAAUCCACACAAGUCUUUAAGUUCCAAGCAUAGUUGUUGGCUAGUUAUCCUAAUAACAUAUAAUCUACCCCCUUAUUUCUGUAUGUCAAGAAAAAUCAUGAUGUUGACUUUGUUGAUAUCCGGGCCAAACCAACCUGGUAACAAUAUUGAUGUCUACUUGGCACCAUUGAUAGAAGAUCUAAAGCUCUUGUGGGAAACUGGUGUUGAGACUUUUGAUUCUCAUAAGAAAGAAUACUUCAAUUUAAGAGCAAUACUACUUUGGACUAUAAGUGAUUUUCCCGCAUAUGGUAAUCUUUCGGGGUGUGUUACCAAAGGUUAUUAUGCUUGUCCAAUAUGUUCAAAGAAUACUUGUUCACAAUGGUUGCCAAAGUCCAAAAAAGUAUGCUUCCUUGGGCAUAGAAGAUUCCUACCACUUGAACAUCCUUUUCGCAAAAGAAAAAAACAUUUCAACAAUCAACAUCAGCACGAUUUUAUGCCACAACCAUCAUCAGGUGAAGAUAUUUAUGACUAUCUGGCGGGAUUUGAGACUACAUGGGGUAAGAAGAUAAAGCCAAAGAAGGUAGGAUCAAAGAAGAUAAAGUUAAAGAAGAUAAAGUCAAGGAAGGGAGCGUCAAAGAAGGAAACGCCAAAGAAGGAAAAGACAAAGAAGAAAAAAGAAAUUAGAUCUCAUGCACAUAGAAAAAAAUGUGACCGGGAGUGUUUAUGGGACAGCGUUGAAUUUGCCUCACAAGACGAAGGAUGGAUUAAAAGCACGACAAGACUUGAAGCAUUGGGCAUCAAGACUGAAUUACGACCUGAACCAAAAGGGGAUCGACAUUGGCUUCCGCCUGCCAAGUACACAUUGAAUUCCGCAGAGAAACAUCUAUUUUAUGAAACCCUAUCUAACAUAAAAGUUCCUUAUGGGUAUUGCUCUAAUUUCAAGAAUCUCUUGUCGGAUGAUGUUUCAAAGAUGAAUGGUUUGAAGUCUAAUGAUUGUCAUGUACUAAUGCAACAACUUCUCCCUUUUGCAAUCAAAGGGGUGUUAGAUGUGAAGGUGCGGAGAAUAAUCCUAAGCCUGUGUCAUUUUUUCAAUGAGUUGUGUAUUAAAGUUGUUGAUGUUAGUAAGCUAGGCAAGUUGCAAAGUGACAUCGUAUUAACAUUAUGUUUGUUAGAGAAGUACUUUCCUCCUUCAUUUUUCGAUGUCAUGACUCACUUGAUGGUGCAUUUAGUUAGAGAGGUGAGGUUGUGUGGCCCGGUUCAUUUUAGGUGGAUGUAUCCAUUUGAGAGAUACAUGAAAACACUUAAAGGGUAUGUAAGAAAUCAUCAUCGACCCGAGGGUUGCAUUGCAGAGUGUUAUGUGGCAGAGGAGGCCUUAGAAUUUUGUUCAGACUACUUAAAAAACAAGAAAUCACUUGGCAAUCCUCAUGAACGUGUUGAUGAAAGAAUCUGCAGUGGUAAGCCUUUAUCAAAGGCUUCAAUUGCUGUUGUAGAUGCUCAGUUACUUGAUCAAGCUCAUCUUUAUGUAUUACGAAAUACUGCUGUCGUGGAGCCGUAUAUAGAGCAACAUAUGUUGGAAUUGAAGGAUAUGAACCCUCGUCAUGCUCACAAGAGUACAUGGUUGCAGAGCCAACAUAGUCGGACAUCUAUUAGUUGGUUUAAGAAAGAGGUUGGAAAACGUUUGGCUAACGGGGAAGAUAUUUGUGAUGAUGUUCGUUGGUUGGCCAAAGGGCCUAAUUUUGUUGUUACUAAAUAUAGCGGUUUUGCCAUAAAUGAGUAUCAUUUUCAUACAACAUCUCGAGAUGAGUCUAGAACAACUCAAUGCAGUGGAGUAUCUUUAGUUGCACAUACUAUGCAGAUUGCUAGUGCAAAAGACUCCAAUCCUAUGUAUGGUGUUGUUACUUACUUCGACCGUAUAAGGGAGAUAUGGGAUCUUAAUUAUCGCAUGCUUGGUCAGAAGUCUAAACCCUUCGUAUUAGCUAGUCAAGUCAAACAGGUUUUUUAUGUUCAAGAUCAACAAGAUGAGAAUUUGCAUGUUGUUGGACUCACACCUCAUAGGAUGUACAAGUAUGGAUCAAAUGGUGAAACUGAUGAUAUGUUGGAAUUUGAAGUUACUUUUGAUUUAACACAAGACUCCGCUUUAUUAGACCUUGAUGAUGAUUUUUUGUAUUCAGCUUCUGAUCAUGAUGAGGACUCCAAACAAAGAGGUCCGACAACAAAGAAAAAAGUUAAUAAAGUGAAGCUUGUAAUAACUUGCAAUAAAAAAGGUGUCCCGGUUGGAAAGGAAGCCACAAAACUGUCGACUUGUGAGGGUUUGGUUGCAAGAACAAUGGUUCCCAUAACCUAUGACUCGUGGAUGGAAGUUAGUGAGGAAGUAAGGGAAGGGUUAUGGCAAUAUGUUUUGGAGAAAAGUAUGAAAGCUAAAAAUACCCGUGCACAUCAUAAAUACAAUCAUCGUUUGAGCAGAAAAGGAUAUGCUGGACUCAUUAAUGACAUUAUGCAAGAAACCGGCAAGAUGGAAGAGGAGAUUGAUAGGACAGUGUUGUGGAUAAAAGCAAGAGAGUUAAAGACAUGA
Molecule: messenger RNA, 2727 nt
Organism: Lactuca saligna
Lineage: Eukaryota; Viridiplantae; Streptophyta; Magnoliopsida; Asterales; Asteraceae
Source: the annotation of a GenBank genome assembly